AUCAAAACUCAAUUCUCAAAUCUCAGUAUAAAAUAUGAGCUAUUAAUACCGUAAUCAAUUUACACCUUUUUAUUGUAUUUAUUUAUGGUUAUUUAUUUAAUAUUCAAGACGGUGUACAGUAAUUAUUAACACUCAAUUAUACAAAGCCCUCGUCGAAAUAAAAUAUAGUGCUUUUGAGGAAAAACAUGUCUCAUCAGACUGGAAUUCAAGCAAAUGCCCAACUACAAAAAUAUUUUAGUAAAUGUAGAGAGGGAAAAAUAAGACUCUUGAAAGUUAGCAUUGAGGAUGAACAACUAACAUUGUCAACGCACCAACCAGUAAAAGGGACUUGGGAGCAGGAUUUUGAUAAAUAUGUACCACCUCUGAUUGUUGAAGAUCUGCCCUGUUACAUACUUUAUAGGUUUGACUCAACAAAUUCUCUAGGAUAUGAAUGGUUACUACUCAGUUGGUCACCUGAUAGUGCUCUAGUCAGACAUAAAAUGUUAUAUGCCUCCACAAAGGCCACAUUGAAGCAGGAAUUUGGGUCUUCACACAUUAAAGAUGAAAUGCAUGCUACAGUAAAGGAUGAGGUAUGCCUCAAAGGUUACAAAGCACAUGUGAGUGGUGUGAAUGCUCCCGCACCUCUUACAGACAGAGAAGAGGCUUUAAAAGAAUUGAACGAGAGUGGACAAGGCCCUAACUAUGGCACGGAUGCAAGACAGUCAACUAUGGGUGGUAUUGCUUUCCCAAUAACUGAGUCAGCCAAGCAGGGUAUCAUUGAUCUCCAACGAGGUUCCUACAAUUAUUUACAAUUUAAGAUAGAUUUAGAAGAUGAAAAGAUUUGUUUAGCGAAAGCGGCAAAUAUUAGUUUGCCAGAGCUCCCUUCACAAGUGCCAAGUGAAGAGGCAAGAUACCAUCUAUACAUAUUCAAACAUACACACGAAGGAGAUCCACUUGAUAGCAUAGUAUUCAUCUACUCCAUGCCGGGCUACACUUGUAGUAUAAAGGAGAGAAUGAUGUAUUCCAGUUGUAAAGGAAACUUUCUUGAUCUUAUUGAAUCUAUGGGAGUACUGGUUUCUAGGCGUGUGGGUAUUGAUGAAGGGAAGGAACUAACAGAAGAAUUUCUAUAUGACGAAAUUCAUCCGAAAGUAAAUUUGCACAGACCAGCAUUUGCUAAGCCAAAGGGCCCGCCCAACAGAGGAGCCAAACGAAUCACAAAAGCUCAAUCAACGCAAUAACUCAAAACCUGCUCGUUGGCCCGAUUAAAAUGCGAUAUGGAAGUAUUUAUACGCGAGAUCUAUAUUUUUACGUCAAUUUGCCGUGACCCAUAAAUCUACUUCAAGUUUUAUUGAUAGUUAACACCCAGAUAUUACAAAUAAAAAUCUGACAUGUUUUUUUAUAGUAUUGCCAUUGAAAAAAUUCCUUCUCGAUAUCGGCUUGUGUUGAAAAAAAAUUUACUAUUCAAUGUUAGGAAGUGAAAUAAAAAGAUCGUAAUGUCAGGAUGGCGUAAUGACACUUAAAUAAUAAUAAACAAAAAAUAUUUAUUUAAUUAAUUUCCUGCAGUUGGUCACACGUUCGGAUAUCAACUUCGGCGUAACCUUGAUUUAUGGUUACACAAAUAACAUAAAAAAUGUAGAGGAAGAAUAAUUUUUGUUUGUCAAACAUUUAUUACGUAAUUAAAAUGCCAAACAAUUCUUAGAAAAGUAUUAAAUAUAUUUACCGUUCCGGCGCAUUCGAAGCUUAAAAUUGAUAGUUUUUUAUUUAAAUAAUAUAUUUGUGACAUCUGAAAUUGCCUAUACUAUCCUAUUGAGUAUAUAUUCACAUAGAUAAUACACUCAAUUGAUUUUUUUUUCAAAUAGCAAGACUAGUUAAAAUGUUUCUAUAUUUAAAAGAGGAUAUUUUUUUUUAUUUCCAAACCAUCAAACACUUCAGUUCACUCUUAUAGACAAUGUUUAAGACCUGAAAUACAUAGGAAUGGCUGUAUAUGUAUCAUACUCAAGUAACAUAAUGCUUGCUAUCAAAAUAUGUAGAAUUCAUGUUGAUAUUAUGGUAAACUUCUAGAAGUCUGGUAUUUUUGAAAACUUCUUAAAUUAUAAUACACAUUUAAAUCAAUUUCAAAUUGUAUUUUUGUAUUUUAAAUGAAAAUUGUAGUCUUCCCUUUGUAUACUAAGUUUAAAUUUAUGAAAGUCGGCACAAAAUUAGAUCAAAUUGUUCUUGAAAACUUCAGUGUAAUGUAAGCAAUAAGUACAGUAUUAAUGGUAAGGAUUUAUUUGUGUAGAUUUGUGCAAUAUAAUAUAUGGUUGAUCUUGUCAUAUAAGAUUAUUAAGCUAUUUUUAGAAUUUAUAGCUUCUUAUUCAUAUUCUUGCCAGUUAUUAGGGCCAGACUAAUAUAUUUUUGGCAUUUUUAUGAUUAAUAUAUAAUAAAUAUAAAGAAACUUAUACAUUUAUGUAAAAUAUUCAAAUUUUUUUUUCAGUCCUUAGCCCUUAUAUAGUAGUAU
Messenger RNA from Pieris rapae (cabbage white), 2476 nucleotides. RefSeq names its product twinfilin (gene twf). The transcript has 9 exons. Gene Ontology annotation, biological process: regulation of lamellipodium assembly; positive regulation of neuron projection development; barbed-end actin filament capping. Gene Ontology annotation, molecular function: actin filament binding; actin monomer binding. NCBI's taxonomy places the organism in Eukaryota, Metazoa, Arthropoda, Insecta, Lepidoptera, Pieridae. Gene Ontology annotation, cellular component: cytoplasm; myofibril; actin filament. The record is from RefSeq and is a predicted model, not a curated record. The coding region runs from base 186 to 1217 and encodes 343 amino acids.